Messenger RNA from Scleropages formosus (Asian bonytongue), 1575 nucleotides. RefSeq lists its product as uncharacterized. Bases 139 to 1428 code for a protein of 429 amino acids. NCBI's taxonomy places the organism in Eukaryota, Metazoa, Chordata, Actinopteri, Osteoglossiformes, Osteoglossidae. The record is from RefSeq and is a predicted model, not a curated record. The transcript has 12 exons.
GUCUUCAUUAGCAACCGGAGCUAAAAUUAUUGCUGGCAGUGUACUGCCUCUGUGCUACGUAUUUAUUAUAUACUGUAUAUAUAGAUAUAUUUUUUUUUUUUGUUAGUUUAUUAAGAAAAACGUUAAAGAGAAGGAAUCAUGGAUAGCGUGGAAGGUGAGCCUCAAGUCCAGCAACAACAGCAGCAGCAAAAGAAGAUGAAAAACGCUGGAGCAAAGAAAAAGCAGCAGCUCGGUGAUAUAGUGUUCAUGGCUAAAAAUGGCACCAUCCAAACCAUCCAAUCCCUGGAGAAACGGCUGAAAGUAGUCACUGACCCAGUCAUUGGUCUUCAGUUUGUGUGGGAGUACCGAAGCCCCAGCAAGUCUGUUCCUCCACACUACCAGUGCAAGUUGUGCAAGGUGCAGCGGUUGCAGAAUGAGAUGAGCGCUCACAUCACAGGCUGGAAGCACUGCUUCAAAUAUCUGAAAAAGAACCACUCUGACAAGAUUCCUCACGAAGAAGAGCAGGCCAUCAAGGAUCCUUCAAUCCGCAGAGCUGUCAAGGAGAUUGCUGCAGAUGUGGAGAAGGCUGAGGGGCGGGGGAAGCUCAGGGUUGUUCUGAAAGAACCAUUUGAAGUGGCUGCCUUCCAAGGAAUGCCAUCUGCGAUGGUUAAGACAAGGAUGCCAGGUCCAGUCAGAGAUGGCAGGUUUCCCGGAGGCUUCCCAGAACCCUUAUUUCCUGGCGAGUUUCCACCAGGGGGAAUGCGGCCCGACUUCCCAAUGGGCAUGCCCAUGCGGAGAUUCCCUCCCGACAUGCCCAUGGGUGGGGGGGGUGGUGGUGGUGGUGGUGGGGGUGGUGGUUUUCCCGACGGCAUGCCCAUGCCACGCCAUGGCGGUAGCUCUGGGCGCCCCUUCCCAGGUGGUAUGCCCAUGCGAAUGCUCAGUGAUGACAUGCCUGGAAAGAUGCGAGAUGCAGACAUGGACCCUCGCAGGUACUCAGAUGACAUGCCCAUGAGAAUGGGGAGUGACAGCAGUUUCGGGAUGGGUCCACGUAGCAUGAGUCCCGGGCGCCGGUACCCAGAUGACUUUCCUGGUAGUCAGAUGGGCAGCUCUGGUGACAGGAUGAUGACUGGAAUGCAGAAGGGUCCAGAGAACAACAGCCUGCCUGCCACCCUGCUGAAGUACCUGGACACGUUUCGCAUUGAGAAUGAAAACGAUGCCCAGAUCGUGCUAAAGGUGACCCAGAAGUUGACAGAUGUGUUGAUGGAAUACCGGCUCAGGAGCGUGUCUGCGGGAUCCAGUUUCAAGAACACAUCCUCCAGUUCUAUGAACUCCCUCAGCUCUAUGAACUCAAUGGGGCCCAUGAACUCCAUGAACUUUACCCCAAGGCAAUCUGGGGGAGGUGACCGGUACUCUGGAAGUCUCUCAGGCCCAUCCAGAUUCUACAACUGAUCACCAUGGUCACGCUGCAAUUCGGCCCCAAGAUUCACCCCGGGGUCUCCUGGAAGUAGUUAUGCUUUCAUUUAGAGAUGUCCUGCUCUUACCCUUGUUAAUAUUUUUGUUACAUUUUUCUUUGCUCGUUUAAAUGGCCUGCUACAU